AUGGGAUUUGGUUCUAAAUGGAGAAAAUGGAUUAGCUGCUGUGUUGAAUUCACAAGAUUUUCUAUUCUUAUAAAUGGUAGUGCAGCUGGGUAUUCUAAGAGUAAAAAAGGAAUCAGGCAAGGAGACCCAAUUUCUCCUUUCUUGUUUUUGUUAGUUGGUGAAGCUCUCAAUUUUAUGAUAAAAAGAGCACAAGAACAGGGUUUAUUAUCUGGUUUUCAAGUUAAGCCUAAUGGUUUGCUUGUGAGUCAUUUGCAAUUUGCAGAUGACACACUUAUUUUUCUGGAUGCUGACAUUGAGCAGGUGAAAAAUUUGAGACUUAUUCUGUUGUCUUUUGAAACGCUCACAGGUUUGAAGAUUAACUUUACAAAAAGUCAGAUCUUUAGUGUAGGUUAUGAUGGGGAUUUGAAUGUUUUUUCUUCUCUCCUUGGAUGA
Messenger RNA from Papaver somniferum (opium poppy), 432 nucleotides. RefSeq lists its product as uncharacterized. Bases 1 to 432 code for a protein of 143 amino acids. The record is from RefSeq and is a predicted model, not a curated record. The transcript has a single exon. NCBI's taxonomy places the organism in Eukaryota, Viridiplantae, Streptophyta, Magnoliopsida, Ranunculales, Papaveraceae.